Caenorhabditis remanei is the source of this 306-nucleotide messenger RNA. RefSeq lists its product as uncharacterized. The transcript is spliced from 3 exons. The record is from RefSeq and is a predicted model, not a curated record. Lineage: Eukaryota; Metazoa; Nematoda; Chromadorea; Rhabditida; Rhabditidae. Bases 1 to 306 code for a protein of 101 amino acids.
AUGAAAGAACGUAGCCGGCAGAAGAAAAAGGAUCUCAUUGCACAGAAAAAGCCACGCGCCGAGAGCCCAAAGAUGGAGGAAAAUGAGGAAGAAGAGCGUGACACAUCAUCUAGAGCGGCAACGAGUGAGAGUCCAGAAGCAAUGGAGCAGGAGGAGGAGGUUCCAGAAGUUGCUAUGAAUCAAGAUCCAAUGGUAGCAGUGGCAUCAACUUCCAACCAAGUAGCCAGCGUGGAUCCGGCCGGCGGAAGUUUUGAAAAUCAUCUAUUACUUCGAUCAGUGUUUCGUCAAGGAAAAUCACUCAAGUAA